CAGAAAUCCUCACAUCCAUUCACUUUGCGUGUACGGUACUUUGAUUUUGUCUCAACCGGUGCCGCUGGUACGGUAUUGCGAGCAAAAUGACGGCUGUUGAUGAGGAAAUUGAAUUUUUGGAUAUGGACAUUGACAUCAGUGACGAAAGUGAUUAUAAUGACAGCGAUGACGAUGAUGAUGGGGAAGUAGGAGAGCUUGAAGGAGAAGAAGAGGAAAGACUCGUUGAUGAACGAGAUCAAAUUCCGCAACCUUACCAGCACGAACCAGAGCCUGUGCAGCCGCCGGAACCGGGUGCGAUACCUCUCGGUGAUGGUGUGGGCUUUCGUGGAAACAGAGACAUUACUCGUCUCGACCCAAGGAAUACCGAUAACUGGUGUCAGUGCGGCCAUUGCGAGAUUUUACCGUCGUUCAAUGUUGGAGACUGUCUCUGCUGCAGAGAAAUUGCAGAGGUGGCAAAAGAGGGGGAAGGCGUGGAGUGCAUCACCCAAGCUCGGGAUUUUUAUCCAGCCAUACUCAACCCCGUAACAUUGUACAUUGCAUGGCAACAUUUCACGGAAAGGUGGCGAAGGCAGGCAAGAGCAUUUGGUGCUCGAAACAAUGAGAAAUAUCGAUAUGUUGCCUAUCGCCAAUUUGUUAGGUGGUGCUGGGGCAUCUUGGGCAAAGACAUCAGAGUACAGCUCCCUGCUUGCGUCCAGGCCAUCAUCAAGAAUACAUAUCCAGAUGGAAAUAACAUCUAUCGAGGUACUGUGCUGAGACGGCUGGAAAUUUGA
This is a messenger RNA of Lytechinus variegatus (green sea urchin), 770 nucleotides long. RefSeq lists its product as uncharacterized. The record is from RefSeq and is a predicted model, not a curated record. NCBI's taxonomy places the organism in Eukaryota, Metazoa, Echinodermata, Echinoidea, Temnopleuroida, Toxopneustidae. The coding region runs from base 87 to 770 and encodes 227 amino acids. The transcript is spliced from 3 exons.